Molecule: messenger RNA, 482 nt
Organism: Cylicostephanus goldi
Lineage: Eukaryota; Metazoa; Nematoda; Chromadorea; Rhabditida; Strongylidae
Source: the annotation of a GenBank genome assembly
AUGCUUUCGAACACUGCACACAUCGGUGUCGUUCCCAAGAAAUAUGCGAAUUUUUCUGAGAAAAAAGUUGUAGCGUUAGAUACCACACAAAGUCAUCUUUCUUUACAGGAGUCCGUCUAUGGUGAUGAUUAUGAAGACAUCGGUCCAGCUCCAUUCGAACCCAUUGGCGCCGAAUCACCCACGCCCGUGGUUACUGAACUGCAGGCGCCUGUGGAAGAAACUCAGAUCAGAUACAUGGAUGAAUUCUCUCCCCUCAGCGAGAAGAAGAAGCGCAAGUUGGAGGGUAGCCGUGUAGCUGAGGAAGAAGAGCCCGUUGAAGGAGAUGAAGAUCAUCGCUGGUCCAAACGCACUCAAAAUGUACUUAACACGAUUACAGGAAAAUUGCGUUCAGCCGACGAUACCCAGGUAACGUGGAAGCUCAUAUAUGUUCUCUUGGUAGUUAUUCUAGUCACGAUCAGCAAGUUAUUCAAUGGGAGUUAGUG